GUAUACUCCCAAGAAUAUCUUGAAGAGAACUGCUACAGCGUUUACCAGAGGUUCCAAGAGGACCAAUGAUGAAAACUGCUCCAUCCAACCGAUUCCUGACUUGGAAAAACAGCACCCUUCAGAUUCUUCCACUAUGAAUGAGUAUGAACCGAAGGCCACUCCUUGUUCUGAUGAGUUUGUGAGCUUUGCUGACCCCAGAAUUGUGGAUAGCCAGAGCGAUGAUGCCAGUCCUUUGCCAGAAAGAUUUUCCUUCUUCACCACCAACCAAGGUGAAACCAUCCACGCUCCUGACAUCCCUUCCUUGACAGAAGUGGAUCAGUCUAUAAGAGAAGUGUUCAAUAAUGGUGAAGGAACAUGGUGGUUGGACUGUACAUGUCCAACAGAUGCUGAAAUGAAGGUUCUUUCAAAAGCUUUCGGACUUCACCCUUUGACAUCGGAAGAUAUCAGAGUCCAGGAAAGUCGUGAAAAAGUCGAAUUGUUCAGGAACUAUUACUUUGUGUGUUUCCAUACCUUUGAGCCAGAUAAAGAGUCUGAAGAUUACCUUGAGCCUAUUAACGUGUACAUGGUGGUAUUCAGAGAAGGCAUAUUAUCGUUCCACUUUUCUCCAGUUACUCAUUCUGCAAAUGUUAGAAGAAGAGUCCGUCAAUUGAGAGAUUACGUUGAUGUAAGUGCAGACUGGAUCUGUUACGCUAUCAUCGAUAAUAUCACCGAUGGUUUCGGUCCAGUGAUCACUGCCAUUGAAUAUGAAGCUGAUGCUAUUGAGGAUUCGGUACUUGUUGCCAGAGAGACUGACUUUAGUACCAUGUUAAAGAGGAUUGGUGAGUCGAGAAGAAAAGUUAUGACAUUAAUGAGGUUAUUGUCUGGUAAAGCAGACGUCAUUAAGAUGUUUGCUAAAAGAUGCCAGGACGAAGUAUAUUCGUUGGCACAUUCCCAAUCUCAGGCCAACUUGGAUAACAGCAACCACUAUAAUUCUCCUUCACCUGCUCCUGUAUCUACGAAUGUUACUGCCCCCCUUGGCUUUAGUCAUGAUGGAACUGGGGGUAUCAGUUUUGGCCCAAAUCCAGGUGCUCCUCCAAAUAUGGUAUCGCCGCUUCAAUACCAAUUUCAGCCAUCCAGUGCAAACAUAACCCAACCAAGAGGUGAAAUCGCAUUAUACUUGGGUGAUAUCCAGGAUCACGUGGUUACCAUGUUUCAAAACUUGUUGGCAUACGAAAAAAUCUUCAGUAGAUCUCAUGCCAACUACUUGGCUCAAUUGCAAGUGGAAUCGGUCAACUCCAAUAACAAUGUCACCGUAAUGUUAUCUCAAGUCACCUUAUUGGGAACCUUGUUACUUCCCUUGAACGUGAUUACUGGUUUGUUCGGUAUGAAUGUCACCGUUCCAGGUCAAGCUACAGGUCAACUUCGUUGGUUCUUUGGUAUCGUGGGAGUGAUGGUUUGCAUCGUAACGUUUUUCUUCAUAUUUGCAAGAAUCUGGUUGAAGAGACUUUUGAAUCCUGCACCGAUGGCCCAUGCUCCAACUUCAACCAGAAGGUCUAUAAGAAGCCUUGGGCUCAUAAGAGGAAAGGCGAGGUCAAUCGCAAGUUUCCCUGGAUACGAAUAGGUGCUUUGAUGUAAUGUUUUUAUUUAUUGAAAGCAGUGCUUCUGCUUAGUACAUUAUUUAGUAUGUAAUGGUAAUGAAAUGUUUCAAAGAUUAUUUUUUGUACUUCUUACUUUUCUUUUCACUCGUGGAUUCGGUGACUUUGACCCAGAUAGUUUUAUCAUCAUUUUCUUCAUUAGUUUGCGGUUUGUAUCCUUUCAUGACCUCUUUUCUCCAGUCCUCCAACAUCUUCUUCUUCUUCUUAUACUUCCGUCUGUCUUUCACCCUCAACUCCUGGGGUCUGUAUGGAGCAAACUUCUUGAUACCAAUGAACGAAUUCAACUGUUGAUCAUCAGCUAUCAAAAUGUCUCGAGUAGUUAAACCAAACGAUUCA
Molecule: messenger RNA, 1970 nt
Organism: Yamadazyma tenuis ATCC 10573
Lineage: Eukaryota; Fungi; Ascomycota; Pichiomycetes; Serinales; Debaryomycetaceae
Source: RefSeq, a predicted model, not a curated record